AUGGAAGAUGUCGCGGAAUCUCUUAGCGCAGUGGCCUUAUCACUGAUUGACAAACUAAACCAAUCGAAAGCUGCAACGUCUUCUUCUAAACAAAAGAAGUGGACCAGAAAGAGGGGUGUGAGGAAAGUUGAGGAAGUACAAAGAUUAGCUAAAGAAGUUGAAGGAGGGAAACGACAACUUGUUAAGGUUCAAAUUAGUGAAGGGUCUUUGAUGGAGAUAGGGGGUGGUGAAAAGAAGCGCAAACAAUACAAAGGAAUAUACGAUUUCCCGGAGGAGCAGAACAAGAGGAAAACAUGGGAGCUUCUGAUGGAUUUGAAUACUUAUGAUGGAGAGGGACUUAUUUGUUUUGGAGAUUUCAAUGACAUCUCUAACAACUUGGAAAAUCAAGGAGGAAAUGUCAGAACGCAGGCUCAAUUUCAUUGGAGCAGGCUGGCGAUGGAGGUUUGCAAUUUGACUGAGAUCGAUUUUGCGAGUUAUCGAUAUACCUGGUCGAAUGGUAGAGAAGACAAGGAGAAUAUACAAUGUAGAUUAGACCGAGGGCUCAUAAAUCCAAUUUUCUUGGAGAAGUUCCCAGGCUCUAAGGUGUCUCAUCUCCCACGUUUUCGAUCGGAUCAUGCAGCUAUACAGAUUGAUAUUUUGGAGAAGGUGCCAAGCGAAAUCCCUAGGAGAAAAUAUCUGUUCAUAUUCGAAGAAGCUUGGUCGAAAGACCCGCAUUGCGAAGAGUUAGUCAAGAGAUGCUGGAGGGAACCGAUGAGUAAUGUUAGGCCAAAGCUGAAUGCUCUCCAAGGCUUGCAAGUGAGGUUCAAAGAGUAUCGGACUGGAGCAAUAUCUAAAGAGACUAAGAGGGUGGAAGGCCUUAUGCAAAAAGAUGUCUGCUGGAUGCCGAAUUCUCAAAGCAUUGCUAAGCACAGAGCUUUGGAACGACAACGGAAUAAACUUCUCCGAAUAGAAGAAACCAUGCAGAGACAACGUAGUAUGGCUGUCUGGCUCAGGGACGGAGAUCGUAAUACAAAAUUCUUUCACGGAAAGGCAGAUCAGAGGAGGAAGACAAAUGCUAUUAAGAAACUCAAAGAUAAAGAUGGAAAUUGGAGGCGGGGAAAGUUAUCAGAGGAUCACAAGGUGUGGUGUGGAUUGGCUUAUACGGGAGAGGAAGUCAAGGAGGCGAUAUGGCAGAUGCAUCCUUCCAAAUCUCCAGGCCCUGAUGGAUUCCUGGCAUUUUUCUUCCAAAAGUAUUGGAGCAUAGUUGGCAUUGAGGUUAUGCACCUUGUGCUAGAGGUGUUGAACGGUAAUCUGAAAAAGAAAGUGACUGGAAAUAGAGGUAUGAUGGCGGUUAAGCUGGAUAUGUCGAAGGCGUGUGAUAGAAUUGAAUGGGAAUUUGUGACUGGUGCCCUUGAAGCUAUGGGAUUCCCGAUCCAAAUGAUUCAUCUCAUUAAGAGGUAUGACAGCUUGAUUUUUGCUAGAGCAAACCAAAAGGAAGUUGAAGGUAUUCUGUCAGUGCUAUCCCGUUAUCAGAAGGCCUCAGGACAAAUGGUGAAUCUUGAUAAAUCACAGGUCUCUUUCAGCAAGAACAUGGGGUCCGAAGCUUGUGAAAUGGUGCGACAAGGGCUUGGUAUGGUAUAUGUUGUUAAUCACGGUACUUAUUUGGGAUUGCCGGUGAUUCUAGGAAGGCAAGGAGGUCCUUCUAAACUUGUGGCCCAAGCGAUUCCCAAUUAUAUAAUGAGUUGCUACAAACUAUCGGAAGGAAUUUGUAAGGAGAUCGAAGCAUUGCUUGCCAAAUUCUGGUGGGGUGCCAAGGAUGGAGUGAGGAAAAUGCAUUGGAUGAGUUGGGAGAGAUUCUCUUUUGCAAAGUGUAAUGGCGGAAUGGGGUUUCGGGGGAUCGAAGAGUUCAAUAAGAGCCUGCUCGGAAAGCAAUAUUGGAGAUUGUUAAAUGAUGAAACCUCGCUGUUAGCUAGAGUCUUCGAAGGUAGAUACUAUCCUAGGGGAACUGUGUCAGAGGAAAAAGUGGGAUUUUCUCCAAGUUACGCAUGGAGAAACCUUUUGAGCGCGAAGGAGAUGGUGGAAAGUGGAACUAGGUGGAGAAUUAGAGAUGGUUUUAAGGUUAAAAUCUGGUACGACAACUGGAUCCCGACCAAUCCAGGUUUUAAAGCCCCGAGUCCAAGACGCGGUAUUGAGGAAAAUUCUAUGGUUAAUGAACUCAUUGAUUCUGAUUUGGGGCGGUGGAAAACAGAUAUUCUCAGUGAAGUCUUCAAUCAGAAUGAGGCUGUUCAAAUUGCUAGCAUUCCCCUUUCGAGCAGACUCCGGGAGGAUAAGCGAAUAUAG
Vicia villosa (hairy vetch) is the source of this 2319-nucleotide messenger RNA. RefSeq lists its product as uncharacterized. Bases 1 to 2319 code for a protein of 772 amino acids. Lineage: Eukaryota; Viridiplantae; Streptophyta; Magnoliopsida; Fabales; Fabaceae. The record is from RefSeq and is a predicted model, not a curated record. The transcript has 6 exons.